Phragmites australis (common reed) is the source of this 1764-nucleotide messenger RNA. Its product is annotated as protein DETOXIFICATION 35-like. Gene Ontology annotation, cellular component: membrane. Gene Ontology annotation, molecular function: xenobiotic transmembrane transporter activity; antiporter activity. Bases 142 to 1764 code for a protein of 540 amino acids. The transcript is spliced from 7 exons. Gene Ontology annotation, biological process: xenobiotic detoxification by transmembrane export across the plasma membrane. The record is from RefSeq and is a predicted model, not a curated record. Lineage: Eukaryota; Viridiplantae; Streptophyta; Magnoliopsida; Poales; Poaceae.
AGAGAGAGAGAGAGAGAGGGGCGUCCUCCUCCUCAGCCAUCUAUCGAUCCGCCCUAAGAAAAGCAAACACGCCAAGAAAGGCAAACGGAGGCCGGCCGCCAGGAACAGCACCACCACCGGCACCUCCUCCCUACCUCCGCCAUGGGCUACACGGAGCCCCUGCUCUUCACCAACCCCCACACCAGCCGCAGCAGUCCACGCCACUACCGCAUUGCCAGCCACGACCCCACCACCCUCAAGAACCCGCCGCCGACGCCCACCACCGCCGACGCCAUGGUAGUAGCGGUGCACGACGACGAGACCGGCGCGCUCGUCGUCGCUGACGAUGGCCAGGACGCGCCGCCGGUGCGGUCGGCGCGCGAGGCGUGGGCGGUGUUUCUGGAGGAGUCGCGCCGGCUGUGGGCGAUCGGCGCGCCCAUCGUGUUCAAUAUCAUCUGCCUCUACGGUACCAACUCCACCACGCAGAUCUUCGCGGGGCACAUCGGCAACCGCGAGCUCUCCGCCGUCGCCAUCGGCCUCUCCGUCGUCUCCAACUUCUCCUUCGGCUUCCUCCUGGGGAUGGGGAGCGCGCUGGAGACGCUGUGCGGGCAGGCGUUCGGGGCGGGGCAGGUGGCGAUGCUGGGCGUGUACAUGCAGCGCUCGUGGAUCAUCCUCACCGCCUCCGCCGCGCUGCUCUCGCCGCUCUACAUCUACGCGGCGCCCAUCCUGCGGCUGCUCGGCCAGGAGGACGACAUCGCCGCCGCCGCGGGGGACUUCACGCUCCGCAUCGUCCCGCAGAUGUUCGCUCUCGCCAUCAACUUCCCCACGCAGAAGUUCCUCCAGGCGCAGAGCAAGGUCGGGGUGCUCGCGUGGAUCGGCUUCGCCGCGCUCGUCGCGCACGUGGGACUCCUCGCGCUCUUCGUCUCCGUGCUCGGAUGGGGCGUGGCCGGCGCCGCCGCGGCGUACGACGUGUCCUCGUGGUUCACCUCGCUCGCGCAGGUGGCCUACGUGGUGGGGUGGUGCAGGGACGGGUGGACGGGGCUGUCCCGGGCGGCGUUCACGGAGCUCUGGGCGUUCGUCAAGCUCUCGCUUGCCUCCGCCGUCAUGCUCUGCCUCGAGAUAUGGUACAUGAUGGUGCUCGUCGUCCUCACGGGCCACCUCGACGACGCCGAGAUCGCUGUCGAUUCCAUAUCCAUCUGCAUGAACAUAAAUGGGUGGGAGGGGAUGCUGUUCAUCGGCCUCAGCGCUGCCAUCGGUGUCCGCGUGUCGAAUGAGCUGGGAUCGGGGCGGCCCCGGGCUACCAUGUACGCGGUGAUGGUGGUGCUGGCGCAGUCGCUGGCGUUCGGCCUCAUCGCCAUGUUCCUCAUCCUGGCGACACGGGAGAAGUUCCCGGUGAUCUUCACCGGUGACCGCCACCUGCAGAAGGCCGUCGCCAACAUCGCCUACCUGCUCGCCGUCACCAUGGUGCUCAACAGCAUCCAGCCCGUCAUCUCUGGCGUUGCGGUUGGCGGCGGAUGGCAGGCCGUAGUGGCGUACAUUAACCUUGGUUGCUACUACGCCUUCGGCCUCCCGCUGGGCUUCAUCUUUGGCUACCUCUUCAGAUUGGGCGUGCAGGGCAUUUGGGCGGGCAUGCUGUGCGGGACAGCGUUGCAGACAGCCAUUCUCACCUGCAUGGUCUGGAAAACUGACUGGAAAGCUGAGGCGUCACAGGCGUUGGAGAGAGUGAGAUUAUGGGGUGGACAGCACGAAAAGCUUCCUACAUCAGAUCAGGAUGUGGUUAUCUAG